AUGACGAACAAGAUGAAAGGCCUUCUCAAAGGCCUCAGAUACAUUUCCCAGAUAUUUGAUGAAGAGAAAGAACAAGAAAUGCAGAUUGGUUUACCCACAGAUGUAAAGCAUGUGGCUCAUAUUGGAUGGGAUGGACCGGCCGCUGAUUCACCCGGCUGGAUGAACGACAUAAACUCGUCAUCAGGAUUACACUCGGCACCAUUAGGCCCCCAUGGGGACCCUAAAGACAAUUCUCAGAUCAAAUGGGUUUCUGAAGAUUCAAAGCGAAGCAGCAGCCAGAAAGCAACAAGUAACAAUGACUCGUCGUCACCGAAGAAGAAAGAUCCGUCCACAAAACCAAGGCAAUCAAGAAAGCACCAAUCGAAGGAGUUGAACAAGCAAGAUUCGACCAUGCAUGCAACAACAAGUACUUCUUCGUCGUCGCCCCCAAGAGGCUUGCCAGAUAUUCCAAAGAAAACGCGUAGAAAAAAGUCAAAGGAAUCGGUCAAUGGGGGCGGAUCCACUAGGUCGCGAACCAAAGGAACAACUUCUAGUAAUAAUAAUGGCGGCACAACUGAAAACUCGGAGCCUGCUCCGAGUAUAGAUGGUGAUGAAGACCAGAGGGAAAAUAGAGUAACCCUAAGAGAGUAA
Messenger RNA from Erythranthe guttata (spotted monkey flower), 630 nucleotides. It is a transcript of the gene RIC6, whose product is annotated as ROP-interactive CRIB motif-containing protein 6. Lineage: Eukaryota; Viridiplantae; Streptophyta; Magnoliopsida; Lamiales; Phrymaceae. The record is from RefSeq and is a predicted model, not a curated record.